This is a messenger RNA of Sesamum indicum (sesame), 1670 nucleotides long. RefSeq names its product nuclear transcription factor Y subunit B-3. Gene Ontology annotation, cellular component: nucleus; CCAAT-binding factor complex. Gene Ontology annotation, molecular function: DNA-binding transcription activator activity, RNA polymerase II-specific; RNA polymerase II cis-regulatory region sequence-specific DNA binding; protein heterodimerization activity. Gene Ontology annotation, biological process: regulation of transcription by RNA polymerase II. The record is from RefSeq and is a predicted model, not a curated record. NCBI's taxonomy places the organism in Eukaryota, Viridiplantae, Streptophyta, Magnoliopsida, Lamiales, Pedaliaceae.
CCCCCCCCCCCCCCCCUCCUCUCUCUCUCGAAAUUCUUCUCCCGAUUUCCCGGCGCCGGAACAUUCGCCGGAGGUAUUGUAUUAACCGUCGAUUAUCUUCGUCUAUCAAAGCCUCUUCUGGUAUCUAAUUUUUACUAAUACUUUUUUCUCUUCCUGUAUUAUUGGCUUGCUGAUAAUUCUACUACUCAAAACCUGAAUUUCAUACCGGAAUUUCUCCAGUUUCUGUGGGAUAAUUUUUAUUUCGCAUCGUUGAUUAUCUGUUUCUAAGGUAUAAAGGUUUUCAAUUUUUGUUUUUGUUUCAAAACCUCUCCUUCAGUAGCAUAAGCAGAUAAUCCCUUUGUUUUGUGGUUCCGGUUAGUGAAUUCUGAGUUAUUCAAGUCGAAUGCGGAUCUAGUAAUCCAAAAUUUUCGAGCUUUGAUCUUUAUAAUUCAGUUUCUACUGUUUUUUUUCCUUCCUCCCUUAGUUACUUUUUGCUGGGAAAUUGUAAUUUUCUCACUCUCCAACAGUAAUAUCCUCACUGACUUAGCUUUUAUACGUUUUGAAAUUGCUUAAUUUCUCUAGAAGGGAAGCUAUGAUUUGUUAUCACAAGAAGUCUUCACAGUUCACACACACCUGAUCUUUUCAUGUAGUCUGUGUAUUUAGCAGUUCCUUUUUCACCAAAUAGUAUUCAUUCAAAGAGAGUGGAAUAACAUACACUUAAAUAGCUCGGAGGGUUCAUCAGGAAAAAAUGGCGGAUUCCGAUAAUGACUCGGGAGGGCAUCGGGACCACAAUUCCCUGAACGAAAUCUCCCCUCGAGAGCAAGACAGGUUCCUUCCCAUCGCCAACGUCAGUAGGAUUACGAAAAAGGCGUUGCCCGCCAACGCCAAAAUAUCGAAAGAUGCGAAAGAGACGGUGCAAGAAUGCGUUUCUGAGUUCAUCAGCUUCAUCACCGGUGAGGCAUCCGACAAGUGCCAACGGGAGAAGAGAAAAACAAUCAACGGCGACGAUUUAUUGUGGGCGAUGACGACUCUCGGGUUCGAGGACUACGUGGAGCCGCUUAAGAUAUAUCUGCAGAGGUUUAGGGAUAUGGAGGGGGAGAAGACUGCCAUGGCUGGGAGAGGAGAGAAGGAGAGCAGCGGCUCCGGCGGCGGCGGCGGCGGGGGGGUGAAUAUGGGGAGUACUGGGGGUGGGUACGAGGGGAUGUAUGGCAUGAAUAUGAUGGGUCAUCAAGCAGGACCGGUUUAUGGGUACGGGCAGAUGGCGGGCGGGCCUGGGUCUGGGAAAAUCGGGUCGGGUUAUCAAAGGGGACCUGGAUCAGGUGCUGGUAGUGGGAGGCUUUACUUGCCACAUGUUGAUGAAUGAUUAAUUAGAUUGAUUGAUGAUGGGGACAUAAUACAUAUUCAAAUGUAUACCUAUGUAGUGUAAUGUAAUAUAUAAUACAUAGUUCUAUUCUAUAUAUAUAUAUAUAUAUUUAUAUUUUGCGUUUCAUAUGUAUAUGUGUACGUACGAGUUUGGUCUUUUCAUUUGGGCAAUCUUGUCUUGUUUUCUUGAUUUGUUCUAAUUAGGCGUUUAGGGGAUGUGAUCUUAUUAAUCACAAAUGUUAUUUGAUGUGAUCUUAUUAAUCACAAAUGUUAUUUGUAGUGUCUACUGUCAAUUUUACGUAUAAUAUAAUAAUUUGCACUUUCUUUUA